Messenger RNA from Arabidopsis arenosa, 2086 nucleotides. The record is from the annotation of a GenBank genome assembly. NCBI's taxonomy places the organism in Eukaryota, Viridiplantae, Streptophyta, Magnoliopsida, Brassicales, Brassicaceae.
GUCAUUCUUCAUUUAUUUUCAAUCUAGAACUUUUAGAUACUUGACACAUAUAUGUAUGUGAUCACUUCAUUUCGGGUUUUGUGAAGAUGGGUGUUGAAAAGUUUGGAUUUUUGAUUUGGGUUUCUUGCUUAAUCUGCCUCUGCCAUGGAUACGUACCUGUGAAUAAUUACCUCAUCAACUGUGGAUCAUCAACCAACGUCACUGUCACUGGUCGAGUGUUUAUCUCUGAUAAGCUUGCUUCAAACCUCUUAACCUCUCCUAAUGAAAUCCUCGCCGCGAGUAAUCGCAAUUCGAAUUCAGAUAUUUACCAGACGGCGAGAAUCUUCACCGGAGUUUCUAAGUACAGAUUCUCCGUCACUAGAGGCCGUCACUGGGUUCGUCUCCAUUUCAAUCCUUUUCAGUACCAAAACUUCCAAAUGGGUUCAGCCAAAUUCUCUGUUUCUUCACAAACACAUGUCCUCUUGAGUGAUUUCACUGGGAAAUCCAGAGUUAUGAAGGAGUACUCUCUGAGUGUAGCUGCGGAUCAUCUCGAGCUCACGUUUACUCCCUUGGGUGAUUCGUUCGCCUUUGUGAAUGCGCUCGAGGUUGUAUCGGUUCCUGAUACGUUGAUCAGUGGCGAUCCUUCAUUUGUAGGCAGUCCCGGGAAGUUUCAGGGCAUGUCAUGGCAAGCUCUUGAGACUGUUUAUAGAGUGAAUAUGGGCGGUCCGCGUGUUACGCCUAGUAAUGAUACUCUUUCGAGAAUUUGGGAGCCUGAUUCUGAGUUUAUAGUGGAGAAGAAUCUAGUUAAGAUUGUGUCUAAGAUUGCAAGUGUUAAUUAUGUUCCUGGUUUUGCUACAGAGGAGACUGCCCCAAGAACUGUUUAUGGUACUUGCACCGAGAUGAAUUCCGCGGAUAACCCGUCUAGCAAGUUCAAUGUGACUUGGGAUUUCGAUGUUGACCCGGGUUUUCAGUACUUUCUACGGUUUCAUUUCUGCGAUAUUGUGAGUAAAGCACUAAACCAGCUUUACUUCAAUCUGUAUGUCGACUCUAUGUUGGUUGUUGAGCAUCUCGAUUUAAGCUCUUAUUUAUCCAACACUUUGAGCGGUGCAUACUCGAUGGAUUUUGUCACCGGAUCAGCUAAACAGACUAAAAGAAUCCGUGUGAGCAUCGGUCCAUCGAGUCUUCACACGGAUUACCCUAAUGCGAUUCUAAACGGAUUAGAGAUCAUGAAGAUGAAUAACUCCAAAAGUCAGCUCAGUAACGGGACAUUUUUGCCUAGUGGUUCAAGUUCAACCACUAAGAAGAAUGUUGGUAUGAUCGUUGGUGUAACGGUUGGCUCAUUCCUUGCUUUAGUGGUUUUAGGAGGUUUCUUUUUGCUGUACAAGAAACGAGGACGAGACCCGGAUGACCAUUCAAAGACUUGGAUUCCGUUGUCUUCCAAUGGAACAACUUCAUCCUCAAAUGGAACUACAAUUGCAAACCCGACACUUACUAGAGAGAUGGUAAAUCUAGCGGAAUGGGCGAUGAAAUGGCAGAAGAAAGGACAUCUUGAACAUAUCAUCGAUCCGUCACUGCGAGGUAAAAUCAGACCUGAUUCGCUAAGAAAGUUUGGUGAAACAGGGGAGAAAUGUUUAGCUGAUUACGGAGUCGAUAGACCAUCAAUGGGAGAUGUGUUGUGGAAUCUUGAAUACGCUUUACAGCUACAAGAAGCUGUCAUUGAUGGUGAUCCAGAAGACAGCACAAACAUGAUCGGUGAGCUACCUCUACGGUUCAAUGAUUAUAACCAUGGAGACACGAGUGUUAACGUUUCUGUAGCUAAAGAGGGACAGUUUGAUGAAGAAGAAUCGAGUGUUGAUGAUAGUUCAGGUGUUUCCAUGAGUAAAGUUUUCUCGCAGCUGGUUAAAUCUGAGGGACGCUAAAGAGAUGAUAAAUUUCCAGGAAUCCUUAUUGGAACCAGAAUAUAGCAUAUUUGUUCUCCUCUAGCUUUUCUUCUGUACAUUUUUAAAGAUUAGACUAUGAUUUUCAUUCAAUGACCAAUAUGAUUUUCCAUCAGCUGUUACAUCUUAACCAAAACCGGUUUAUGUAUUAAUAAAGGAAUUGAGUCGGU